UUGGUUGCAACUGGAGUGUCCAGCGUUUGAUACACGGGAUACAUGGGAAAUAAUCACACACACACACAAAAACUCGCAUUCCAGGCCAAAAAAACGAAGAUAUUUCCCGGUAAAUCCGUUCUCGGAUUCCCAUCGCUUGCACAAUGAGUGCUGGCACCCCAAAAUCGCUGGCAUCUUCGGGGAAAAAGCCCAUUCAGGAGAUCUGUCAUCCGCUUGGAGCCGAGGAGACAGCGUCGGUCCUCACACCCAGUCCAGAUGUCGGAAACACCAUUACCAGCAUCGGAGGGAAGGACCUGAGUCUGCCCAAUGGGACGCCGGUGGAGACAUCUAGUCCCGCCUCCUCAUCUUCCCUCCUGAACCGGCUGCAGCUGGAUGACGACCUGGAUGGAGAGACACGUGACCUCUUUGUUUCCGUCGAAGACCCGAAGAAACACGUCUCCACCAUGGAGACCUACAUCACCUACAAGGUCGCCACUAAGACAACGCGGGUGGAGUUUGACCUACCAGAGUACUCUGUCAGGAGGCGCUACCAGGACUUUGACUGGCUCAGGACCAAGCUGGAGGACACUCAGCCCACACAUCUCAUACCACCCCUCCCUGAGAAGUUUGUGAUGAAGGGGGUGGUGGACCGGUUCUCUGAGGAGUUUGUUGAGACGAGGAGGAAGGCUCUGGAUAAGUUCCUGAAGAGAGUGGCUGACCAUCCUGUCCUGUCCUUCAACGAACACUUCAAUGCCUUCCUCUCUGCUAAGGACCUGAAUAAGAGACAAGGCCUCGCCCUGCUCUCUAAGAUGGGGGAGUCGGUGAAGUACGUGACAGGGGGGUACAAGCUGAGGGGCCGACCCGUGGAGUUUUCUGCUAUGGGAGACUACCUGGAUAUGUUCACACAGAAGCUGGGUACUAUCGACAGGAUAGCACAGAGAAUCAUCAAAGAACAGUCAGAGUACCAGGUAGAGCUGCGUGAGUACGGUCCUGUCUACACUACCUGGGCGUUGUCGGAGGCGGAGCUACAGGGGCCUCUGGAGGGCGUGGCCAGCUGCAUGGCUAUCUGCUCCAGCGCCCUGGACGAACUCACCCAGGACAUGAGCGAAGACUUCCUGCCCGUGCUCCGAGAAUACGUCCUCUAUAUCGAGUCCAUGAAGGUACAGUAGAAUACAGUGCCUUGCGAAAGUAUUCAGCCCCCUUGAACUUUGCGACCUUUUGCCACAUUUCAGGCUUCAAA
This is a messenger RNA of Oncorhynchus masou masou (cherry salmon), 1219 nucleotides long. RefSeq names its product sorting nexin family member 30 (gene snx30). Gene Ontology annotation, cellular component: phagophore assembly site; early endosome. The transcript has 6 exons. Lineage: Eukaryota; Metazoa; Chordata; Actinopteri; Salmoniformes; Salmonidae. Gene Ontology annotation, molecular function: phosphatidylinositol binding. The coding region runs from base 144 to 1148 and encodes 334 amino acids. The record is from RefSeq and is a predicted model, not a curated record. Gene Ontology annotation, biological process: protein transport; reticulophagy; autophagy of mitochondrion.